This is a messenger RNA of Drosophila bipectinata, 3708 nucleotides long. It is a transcript of the gene lin, whose product is annotated as protein lines homolog. NCBI's taxonomy places the organism in Eukaryota, Metazoa, Arthropoda, Insecta, Diptera, Drosophilidae. The record is from RefSeq and is a predicted model, not a curated record.
GUAUAUUUAAAAUGGCGUCAGUGUUGGAAAAAGAGAGGUAUUUGUUUCUUCCAACAAACUAAAAAACCAAAAUAGAAUAAAAACAUAGACAUCUAAUUUUGGGAGGUGAAAAGUGCGAAUUAAAACCGUCAGAAAGUGGUGCCGCGCAUGUGCAAUUGACCCCGUACAAACACUGACAUGUCGUUGGCAAGAGUGCAACAAGCGAGAGCAACAAGUGAUUCGUGAAAAGCAAUUUGUGGCAAUUUAAAAUGUCUAAACCAGCAGUUAAUCCGCCUGGCUGCAGCUAAACUAGAAGAAUCCGUCCCAGAGUACCACUAAUAGGCGUCGGAAUAGGAGCUGCGCCCCUAAAAAACGCAGCGACUCCAGUGUGCACACGUAACCUUGUGUGCGCGUAGCACGGAAGCUGUUGCUGCUACUUUGGCUUGGUUGAAUCGGAAUACUUGUUGUUCGCAGGUAUGUGGCUGUUGAUGCCACUGCUUUGCCACUGAUUGCCCACCUAAACGGAGUUUUACUUGCUGCAGAGUCGAUUGCGUGCUUUUCCACGGACGUCGGGUACGUUUCCGAAGAUGGAUACCAAUUCCGGAGCUGGAUCUGGAUCUGGGGUCGGGCCGGAUGGUGAUGGCGAAGCGGGUCCCUGCUCCACGGUGGCGACGCACAACGAACAGCCGCAAACGAAACGCCAAAAGAUCGAAAAGCAGUUCAAGAAUGAUCGGAGCUGCAAGGCGCUUACCCCCUCCCCGCCCGACAUUCUCGACGGGAGGAGGGGGGAGGCGGUCUUGGACAACAACAACAGCAACAACAAGAACCAUCUCUGCUCAUCGCUCUCCUCGUCGUCGACGCACUCGCUGUCCACGCCCAGCAGUACCAACAACUCCCCCACCACGACGCCGUGCAGCUCACGAGCCGCGUCCUACGCCCAGUUGUUGGGUCAUAACACCUUGCCACAAAACGGGGAAGCAGAAGCGCAUGCUGCCGACCCCGAGUCCACCAAGGAUGAGGUGGACCGCGCCGCCCAAUUGCCAGACCUGCUGACCCUCAACAAAACAAACAGUACCAACAGCAGCAGUAGCAUAAGCAGCAGCCGGAACAACUGCAUCCCGGCCGCGCCCAUCGACGACAUGCUGGAGUUCGAGCAGUCCCUGACCCGCCAGUGCCUCUGCGGUGUUUCGGAGAGGACGCUGCGCAAGCCGUUCCAGUCGCACUACUCCCAGGACAGCAACGGACAGAAGCGAAUCGCCUAUCUGCGCGAGUGGCCCACCAACAAGCUGCUCCAGUUCCUGUCCAACCUGCAGCUGCUGUUCGACAUAUACUUGAAGCAGAAUGCCAAGGGCUUCAUCUGCACUCGGAUAAUGGACGUCUGCGACGCACUAAUCCGCAACGACCACAAGCUCAUUGACGAGAUCAUCGUCCUGGCCGGCUACGACAACCCGUACGUGCAAUUCUUGGCGGGUCGCGUCCUGGCCGCCUUCCUGGUUAUUGCCAAGCAGGAGCUGAACGACGAGUGGCUGCAGAAGAUCGUCGACCAGCUGUUCAACUUCGAGCAGCUGGACCAGGCCGCCGUGCAGAAGAUCCACUUCAGCCUGGACAUAAUCAAGCGCAUCGUCGAGUGGAAGGACAUGGAAAUCCAUCCGCUGGACGACGAUUGGAUGGCGGCGGCCAACACGGCGACAGCAGCUUCUUCGGUAGUUCCACUCCCCACAGAAGCCUCUGUCAGCUACAUGCACUUUCCCGUCCAGGAGCAGCCAAUAUCCAGCAACUACUUUGCGCUGCAGUUCCGAGAGGAUGCGGCGGUCGAUGCCGAGCCAGAACCCACCGACAAUCGGGAGAGGCACCGACGGCACUUUGGCGAGGAGCUGAGCGACGGAUACGACUCCCAUUCCCAGCCAACACCCACGUCCGCGUCCGUGCCCAACGGCUGUCACGUGGUCACGCUCACCGAUUCGGAGAGUUUCGAUACCACGCACCUCAAGUGUAUUACCAUACAGAAGCUGGAGCACAAGUGGCCCACUCUGGUGAAGAAUAUGUCGGAGCUGAUGGCGCCCGCGCACCAGGACGCCACCGAGCACUGCGUCCUAAACUUCCUGCAGCUGUGGGAGAACAUAAUCUCGGUGAAGGCCAACCUGUCGAUUGAUGAGACGCGCCCCUACUACGCCCAGCUGGACAAGUUCGAGAUGCUGCUCAAUCACAACCUCUCCUGCACCGUCUACAAACAAAUGCUGUGCCUCUUCAACGAGGCCCUCUGCUACGGCUCCACGCUGGCACUGCAGGACAUGCUACCCGAGGAGACGUGUAAGCUGGCCCAUCAAAUCGUACGCCACGUGCGAGGCUUCCGGAUCCUUGAGUCGCUGCCGCGCCGCCAGCCCGACAACAUGGUCAGCCUCAUCGGUUACAAUGGCAGGCCGCUGUUAUAUGGCAACGGAAGCAUUGCCCUGGCGUCGCAGUCCUCGCCGUCCAUGGGCGCUGGACAGGAUGGGGACGAUGUGGCGCCACUGGACCUCAUCGAGAUGGACAAGACGUUGCUGCAGAAGAUGGUGCUGCUGGUGCUGAAGUCAAUAGCGGUGACCGUGAAGGAAAUCCGCAGUGAUUCGUCGGACUCGUCCAUCGACUCGAGCGACUACGACGCCUUCCAGGACAUGAUGCUCAUCGAGCGCUCGAUCCGGGACGUGCUCAGCAAGCUGGAGCGCUUCAUCAAGCAGACGCUGGAGUUCCACCCGGAGUGCCACUUCAGCAAGAUCCUGAUCCACCUGUUCGACGACCAAGACGACCACCUGAUCGAGGCCAUGGUCUGUACGCUGGACGUCACUUCGGGCAUAUCGUUCCGGAACAACGCCUUCCCAGAACUGGUCGACAUGCUGAACCCGGUGUACACAUUCCUCGAGUUCCUCAAGAUGACCUCGAACAGCUCGGACCUGCUGCUGGACCUACUCGUGAGCAACGAGACCUGUUUCCUGCUCUACCUUCUCCGGUUACUCAAGUACGUGCGCAUGAACUGGACCAUGUUCGUCCACAGCUGCAACAGCUUCGGAAUGGGCAGCACCAUGCUGGAGGAGGCGAUGGGUGUGCUCAUACGGCUGCGCCUGCAGAUAUCGCGUCUGGUGUCGCGCCAACUGUAUCCCUAUGACAUAUCCCCGGUGCUGCGUCUGCUGGAGAGCUGCGAGAGUCUCUACGAGGGCAACGAACUGAGCUGAGCUGAGAUCAGAUCGGAUCAGAAUCAGAUCAGAAAUGGACAAAAAAAACCACUAUAUGCAAUUAAAAUACGUAAUUUAUUUUAAUAUUUAAUGGAAUAGGAGAAACUAGCGCAAAAUUCGAUGAAAUGGAUCCUUGUAGCAUAUCACUCCACUCCGCACUCGGCACUCCGCACUAAGCACCACUCGACAUAUCUCCACAAACUGUCCCGAUCCAGUAACGCGAUAACCCUAGUUAAGUUCUAUAUACUCCUCAUCCGAUUCGCAGGCCUCUCCUCUCCUCUCCACCUAGUUACAUAGCUGUAUGUAGUUGUCAUUGUAAUGAGCAUCAUGAAUUCCAAACUAAGCACUACCUUAGCCUAAGAUUGUGUUAAUCUUGCCUUAAGUAGAGUAAUGUACAAUAGGAUGGCGGCCCACAAGAUUGGCUCAUCCCGCGAGAGGAAUAUUCUUUGUACGUUUUUUUAAAACACUUGAAUAUACAACCUAAUUAACUGAUUAAAAGAAACGCAUUAAGACAGACUAA